AUGCCGUCAACUUCAAAGAGGCUGGCGGUCGAGGUGGACAAUACCAUGAUCAGAGAUACCCAAGAAGAAGAAGGUGAUCCAGAAGAAAACAACAGUCGGUUUGGGAUGGAGAUGACGCAACCGGACCCCUUUGCUGCUCCAUUCUCCACCCCACCUUGUCGAGGCGGGAUCUUCUUUUCUCCCCCGAGGAGCUUGGACACGCUUACCGCCAAGCAAACCCAAUCUGAAGACCUGACUCACACCAUUCAUUGUGUUUGA
Puccinia triticina is the source of this 258-nucleotide messenger RNA. RefSeq lists its product as uncharacterized. The transcript has a single exon. NCBI's taxonomy places the organism in Eukaryota, Fungi, Basidiomycota, Pucciniomycetes, Pucciniales, Pucciniaceae. Bases 1 to 258 code for a protein of 85 amino acids. The record is from RefSeq and is a predicted model, not a curated record.